Messenger RNA from Dinoponera quadriceps, 3122 nucleotides. RefSeq names its product WD repeat-containing protein 3. The record is from RefSeq and is a predicted model, not a curated record. Gene Ontology annotation, biological process: maturation of SSU-rRNA. Gene Ontology annotation, molecular function: snoRNA binding; protein binding. Gene Ontology annotation, cellular component: small-subunit processome; Pwp2p-containing subcomplex of 90S preribosome. The coding region runs from base 300 to 3062 and encodes 920 amino acids. The transcript has 14 exons. NCBI's taxonomy places the organism in Eukaryota, Metazoa, Arthropoda, Insecta, Hymenoptera, Formicidae.
CGCAUAAUAAGCGUUCUCGCGUUCUGUGGACAGAAUCCAUAAAGCGGACGAAACUGUUACCGUUGUAGACGUGCACGUGCUGGAAUUUAUAUUUGCUUGGCAUCGUUGACAAAUUGCAAGGUGUUUAACACUAAUGAAUAGCUAUUAAAAUUUACUCGUGAAGAAGAAAUUUUGCUAUAUUUGAAAGUUAUUGAACUUUGCAAUAUAUAAUACAUUAGUUUUUGUAUAUUUUCAUUAUAUAUUAUACUAUCGUACUUUGGUAAUUUUUUGUUAAAAAUUGCAAAAGAAUAAAAUAUAAAAUGGGCUUGACUAGACAGUAUCUAAGAUAUGUUCCGGCGGGUAAUGCAAACAUAAUUGCAAGCCCUCGAUGCAACGUUGUUUUUGUAACGUUAGAAGGUCAAGAAGGAAGAUUUGUAGCUAGUGCAGCAUGUGAGCAUGUAUUUAUCUGGGACCUACGACUUGGUGAGAAGGUACAAGUACUGUCAGGUGAAAAAGUGGAUGUGACAUACUUAGCUGCAUCACCUAACAAAAGGCACAUUGCAGUUGGUUAUGCAGAUGGUGCAGUAAAAAUCUUUGAUUUAAAUUCCGUUGAAAAUAUCAGUAUAUUUAUAGGCCAUAAAUCUGCAAUUACAACAUUAGCAUAUGAUGCUUUUGGACAUAAAUUAGCCAGUGGUUCUAAGGAUACAGAUAUCAUCAUUUGGGAUAUUGUUGCGGAAACUGGAAUAUGUCGAUUGACUGGACACAAAAAUGUUAUAACCAAAUUGGUAUUUAUGAAAGAACAUAAUAUUCUCAUUAGUUCCAGCAAAGAUACAUAUGUGAAAUUUUGGGAUAUAGACACAGAACACAAUUUCAAAACUCUUGUCGGACAUAAAUCAGAAGUUUGGAGUCUUGCAUUAAUGAAAGAUGACAAAUAUUUAGUAACAGGUUCUAAUGAUACUGAACUGCGUGUUUGGAAAAUAACUGCUGUUGAUAAUAAAAAUACUGAAUUCAAUACUGCUACAGAUGUUAUAGAUCUGAAUGAGGAGAGUAUAGAUACAGACAUGAAAUAUCCUAUCAGAUGUGAAAAAGCUGGGAGCAUAUUGAGAGCUGGAUACGGUCGAGUCGUUUCAUUGGAAGUUGACUCUACAUGCAAUGUUAUUGGAUGUCAUGGGGUGGGGAAUACCGUAGAAUUGUUUCACCUACUAUCCGACGAUAAAGUAAAGAAUAAAUUUGCAAAAAGAUUAAAAAAGGAAAGAAUAAAGGCUCAGAAGGAAGGGAAUGAUGCAGAGAAGCAACUACCAGAUGCACCGUCUCUGACAGAUGAGAUAAAACGUUUGUCCACUUUUAAAGUAUCGAGUAAAGUCAAAGGGCUUGAUUUAAUUAUAGGCAAAGGAAACGAACUCAGAAUAUGCGUUGGAGUUAACAAUAACUCAAUUGAAUUGCAUUCUCUGUGUACGAAUACGAAGGAUGCUAACGUGAAUUGUUUACGUUCGUUAACGGCGCAUGGACAUCGCACGGACGUGCGUGCUCUUUGCUUCAGUUCCGAUAAUUUGGUAUUUGCUUCCGUUAGUGGAGAUUCAAUCAAACUGUGGAACAGACCCACGUUAGCGUGCUUACGCACAGUACAGUGCGGUUAUGCUUUGGCGGUAACAUUUGUGCCAGGCGACAAACAUCUGAUUGUCGGUUUAAAAGAUGGUCAUAUGCUCAUUGUUGAUAUUGGUACGGGCGAUAUUUUGGAAGAAAUACCAGCGCAUUCCAAAGAAAUUUGGAGCGUGACGUUAUUUCCUGACUCGAAAGGAGUUGCCAGCGGCGGUGGCGAUCAUACUGUAAAAUUUUGGAACUUCGAACUUAUUCCGGAUCCCAACAGUCAAGUAAGAGCAAAAGUGCUCUCUGUUGUACACAUGAGAACGCUUAAGCUUGAAGAGAGCGUACUGUGCGUAAGAAUAAGCCCGAAUAACAAAUUUGUUGCCGUCUCGCUAUUGGACUGCACCGUUAAAAUCUUUUUUAUGGACACGUUUAAGUUCUUCGGAUCGCUUUACGGACACAAGUUGCCAGUGUUGUGCAUGGACAUAUCCAGCGACUCUACACUUUUAGCGACUGGUUCCGCUGAUCGCAACAUUAAAAUAUGGGGUCUGGAUUUCUGUGAUUGUCACAAGUCCAUAUUUGCGCACGAUGAUUCCGUUACGGGCCUUUCGUUCGUACCUGGUACACAUUAUUUCUUCACUUCUGGGAAAGAUGGCAAAAUCAAGCAAUGGGAUGCCGAUAUAUUCGAAAAGAUCGUUACGUUACAAGGACAUUCUGGAGAAAGUUGGAACUGCUGUGUUUCAUCGAACGGUGUUUAUGUCGCAUCGUGCGGUUCUGAUAAAGUGAUAAGGCUGUACGAGAAGACCGAUGAACCUUUAGUGCUGCGAGACGAGCAAGAGGAAGAAAGAGCAGAGCAGGAAGAUGAAUUAGUCACUGGAGAGAGCACUGUGGUGUUGGGGCAGAAACAACAGACGUUACCUUCCAGGAAAACCCUUAGCAGUGAGAAGGCUGCUGAAAUGGUAUUGGAAUGCUUGGAAGUGGUCAAAGAAUACGAAGAAGCAUUGAGUACUUCAGGUAUCAAAGCGCCACCGCUCCCUCUGUUGAUGCAAGGUUAUAAUUGUAAAAAUACCGAAGAUUUCUUAUUAGCGACUUUCAAACGUGUCAGAGCAAGUGAAUUAGAAGAGACGUUGUUGAUGUUGCCGUUUUCCGCCGCAUGUGAGAUUCUGCAAAAGUUACCGGUAUUAUUGAAAAGGAACGAUCAUUCGGAACUAUUCGCCAGAUUAGCCUUGUGCUUGAUACAAGCUCAUCACGGUCCCAUCGUCGCCAAUGGAAAUCUUUUAUCCACAUUGGAGGAGGUGAAGAUGCUCGCCAUGGAAAAGAUAACCACCCUGAGGGAUAUUGUCGGAUUUAAUUUAUACGGCAUGAUGUACAUGCAACGUGUCGUCGAAGAAGAGGAAGGAAUCAAACUCUUUAGGGAUGCCACGAAAAAUAGCAAGCAGAGAAACAAAAUCAGAAGAAAUAAGGAAAAGGCUAUCAAGAGAGCAGUCAUGAAUCUGUAAACCUUGACGACUUUGUACAUAAGUACAACUGAUGAUAAAUAGUGCAAUUUUUUAUAUCAA